AUGGACUCGGCGGCAAAGGAUGAGCAACCUGCUGACGUCAAACACUUGGCGGCAUUUCUCAUCCGCCACCACUCUGACCAGCUUCACUCCAUCGCUCUUUCCCAAGACCCGAAGCUUCAUUUCCCUCUCUACGUCAAUUUUGCAGAGCUUAUGGAUGACGAUCCUCCGCUUUCACACCUCGUCUUCUCUCAACCCACCGAGUACUUGCGGCUUUUCGACGAGGCGGCUGUUUGGGCUCAUAAAGUCAUAUUGGGGGAUUUGAAUGGUUCCAAUAAAGGGAUAAAGAAGGAAUUCAUUCAUGUUCGUAUCAAUAUUAGCGGUUCACCACUUGAAUGCCCUGAGACUUUUCCGAGCAUUGGGCGUGUGAGAGUCAAGCAUCGUGGGAUUCUGCUCACUCUCAAAGGGACAGUAAUUCGAUCUGGAGCAAUCAAGAUGUAUGAAGGAGAGAGGAAGUAUAUGUGUCAGAAAUGCAAGCACGAAUUCCUGGUUUAUCCUGAGCUGGAAUCGAGAAACUCUAUUAAACUGCCAUCAUAUUGCCCCUCUCAGAGGUCUAAACCCUGUGAAGGCACAAAGUUCGGGCAUUUAGAAGGUUCUAUUACAUGCCAUGAUUAUCAGGAAAUUAAAAUCCAGGAGAGUACACAUGUACUGGGUGUUGGGGCAAUUCCUCGCUCAAUUCCUGUCAUUCUAAAGGACGAUCUUGUUGAUAUUGUUAAAGCUGGAGAUGAUGUUAUCGUUACUGGGAUAUUAACUGCAAAGUGGUCCCCAGACUUAAAAGAUGUGCGUUGUGACCUUGAUCCUAUAUUAAUUGCUAAUUAUGUUAGGAGAACUAAUGAGCUGAAGUCAGAAAUUGAUAUACCUGAUGAUGCUAUUAUGAAAUUUAAGCAGUUCUGGUCCGACUUCAAAGAUACCCCUUUGAAAGGGCGAAACGCCAUUCUACGAGGCAUUUGCCCGCAAAUCUUUGGACUCUUUACUGUAAAGCUUGCAGUCAUGGACUCUAUAGGUAACCGUUGGCAGCUAAAACUCUCAGGUACUGGAAAAUCUCAAUUUUUGAAGUUUGCUGCAAAGUUGAGCAACCGAUCUGUUAUUACAACUGGAUUAGGAAGCACAAGUGCUGGAUUAACUGUCACUGCAGUCAAGGAUGGCGGCGAAUGGAUGUUGGAAGCUGGAGCCCUUGUUUUGGCAGAUGGUGGGCUUUGUUGCAUAGACGAAUUUGAUAGCAUGCGAGAACAUGAUAGGGCAACCAUACAUGAAGCAAUGGAACAGCAGACCAUAAGUGUUGCCAAGGCAGGUCUUGUGACAACUCUCAGUACUAAAACAAUUGUUUUUGGUGCAACCAAUCCCAAGGGACAGUAUGAUCCUGAUCAAUCUCUGUCUGUCAAUACGGCACUCUCUGGUCCCUUAUUGAGCAGAUUUGAUAUAGUCCUUGUACUCUUGGAUACAAAGAAUCCUGAGUGGGAUGGGGUCGUGUCAUCUCACAUUCUUUCUGAGGGAGAACCAGACAAAGGCAAGCAGGAUGAAGAUUUAGCAAACAUCUGGCCAUUUCCUAUGCUCCGCAGAUAUAUUCACUUUGUAAAAGGGUACUUCAGACCAGUCCUUACAAGGGAAGCUGAAAUAGUCAUCUCUAGCUAUUAUCAACUCCAAAGAAGAUCUGCAACUGGCAAUGCAGCGAGGACAACUGUGCGCAUGCUUGAAAGCUUGAUACGCCUAGCUCAAGCACAUGCAAGACUGAUGUUCAGAAAUGAGGUCACUCGUUUGGAUGCGAUUACAGCCAUUUUAUGCAUUGAAUCAUCCAUGACUACCUCGGCCAUCGUAGACAGUGUUGGAAAUGCUCUGCAUUCGAAUUUCACCGAGAACCCUGAUCUGGAAUAUGCCACACAAGAAAGACUGAUCCUUGAAAAGCUAAGAUCAUUUGAUGAUUUCCCUGAUGCAAAUACCAGGCGAUAA
Molecule: messenger RNA, 1944 nt
Organism: Prunus armeniaca (apricot)
Lineage: Eukaryota; Viridiplantae; Streptophyta; Magnoliopsida; Rosales; Rosaceae
Source: the annotation of a GenBank genome assembly